Racocetra persica is the source of this 127-nucleotide messenger RNA. NCBI's taxonomy places the organism in Eukaryota, Fungi, Glomeromycota, Glomeromycetes, Diversisporales, Gigasporaceae. The record is from the annotation of a GenBank genome assembly.
AUGAUCGCUGCCACUAAGAAUCAUGAAGAUGGUCAUGAAUUGAGAAAUACACAAGCUUUCUAUGGCCUUAAGAAUAGUAACCAAAAUAGAGUUCGAGUUGAAAAGAAUAUGCAUAUAGAACCUGAUA